UUCACACGGUGCAAGGUAGAAGUCACGGAAUCGUAACGUGCCACAGGAUUGUUACGUGGACACUAUUUCCUUUAGUUCUUCGUUUUCCCUCGUUUCUUCUGUUGUGUUUCAUUUCUUAAAACAUAUAUGUCAGUGCGUACAUAUGUAUGUAUCACGUUGCACAAAGGACUACAACAUUUGUCGCAGCUUCGGACGGGAUAAACUUUAGCACGAUCUUCUGUUGUUUGCUUUCGUGAUUCAACAGAAGUAUCAGGACGUCGGUCUCUUUCUACGAUGGCAGAUCACGAUAACAUCUACGACGACGAGGAGCUAGUAUCAGCGAAUCCAAAUCAAAGGAAUUGGCGGGGGAUUUUGAUAGCUCUACUCGUGAUCGUUGCGGUCCUAACUUUAAUUGUGACAUCGGUUGCCUUAUUAACACCACCAGACGAGGGUCCCAGAGUAAGAGGCGCUAGAAUAAGACUUUCCGAGAUACUUUCUGGAGAAUUAACACCCCUUUUCUUCAAUGGGUCAUGGGUAAGCGGACAGCAUAUCUGCUACCGAGAUGUGUGGGGUGGAAUUUCGUUAUUACACGUUUCCCCCAAAAACAUCACUUCCCGCAGUUUAAUGUCCAAUGAAACUUUUAGGAUACUGAAUCCCGCCAAGUUCUCAUUGUCACCGGAUCGUAAUUAUUUGCUCCUUGCGCACAAUGUAAUCUUCCGAUACUCAUAUUUAGCACAGUAUACAAUUUAUGACGUAAAUACACGAGAAACUAUACCACUAACUCCACAUCCUGAGAAAGAAGUCCAUCCUUAUCUUUUAUUGGCACAAUGGACUCCACGUGAUCAUGGUUUAGUUAUGGUUCAAGAUUAUGAUAUUUAUUAUAUAACCAGUCCUAAAAGUAAUACAGGAUAUCGUGUUACUAAUACAGCUGUACCUGGUAUUUUAUCAAAUGGAUUACCAGACUGGCUUUAUGAAGAGGAGAUCUUGCAUCGUGCAGAAGCAAUUUGGAUGUCAUCAGAUGGCCAUAUGAUGCUAUAUGCUUCUUUCAAUGAUUCACUUGUUGAGGAAAUGCACAUAUCUUGGUUUGGAGAAGGAAAUAAAGCUUUAUAUCCUGAUAUACGAUCUUUGCGUUAUCCGAAACCGGGAACACCAAAUCCUGUGGUACGACUCUAUGUAGCAGACUUGGCAGAUCCAAAGAACAUUCAUACGAAGGUAGUGAAACCGCCACCUAUCAUCGAGCAUGUAGAACAUUACUUUACAACGGCUUCUUGGGUAUCUUCAACGGAAGUCUGCAUAACAUGGUUGACCCGUGCACAAAAUCUUUCUGUUGUGACCAUUUGCAAGAGUCCAUUGUGGCACUGUCAGGAAAUUCAAAGGAUAGUAGCUGAAGAUCGUGGCUGGGUAGAUACUCCUCCAGAAGCACCUAUCUUUUCAGCAAAUGGUAGCAGUUACAUUGCUAUAAGCCCAGUUAAGGAUGGUCCAGCUGGUUAUUAUAAACAUAUUGUUUGGGUAAAUGUUGCUCGGAAAUUAAUUGUUCCACUCACUCAUGGAAAAUUUGAAGUCACACAAAUAGUAGCAUGGGAUCAAGCUAAUAAUACUAUAUACUUUAUAGGUAUACCACCUAUGCGACCAGGACAGAGACACCUUUAUUAUGUGAGUUCAUUGUUACCACAUGUGGGUUCGUCUCUACACCCUGCUGUUUGUAUUACUUGCACGGAAACAUCAGAAGGAAUUCGAAAUGAACAUCGAACAACAUCUAGUCAUCAUAAUACUUGGUCUGACAAUAGUUAUAUACAUGAACAUUAUGAAACACAAACGGAAAGUGUACAAAAUACAAAUGAGGGACAACCAAAGGAAAAUGUUACAAAAAAACAGAAAUCGAAAGCGUACGUUUCACCAAAAUUCACAGAUCAACCUUGUCAAUAUCACAAUGCUAUUUUCCCACCAGUUGGUACUGAUUAUUUUGUCUUAGAAUGUUAUGGACCUGGUAUUCCUACUGUUACCUUAUAUAAAACUGAUUUUCCCAUGCCACAUCUUAUCCAUGUCUUACAGAAUAAUACAUUAUUACGCGAACGAGUUGCUAAACUUGCACUUCCACAAAUUAAAACAUUUCCUGUUCAAAUAAGCGGUGGAUAUAAUGCACAAGUAAAAUUACAUCUGCCCCCUGGAUUAAGAGAAGAUGAAAUUACACGAUAUCCUUUAAUUGUACAAGUAUAUGGUGCACCAGGUACACAAUUAGUAACAGAGAUGUUCAAAAUUGAUUGGAAUACAUAUUUGGCUAGUAGGAAAAAUAUGAUUGUGGCACAAAUUGAUGGUAGAGGUAGUGGAGGUCAAGGUUAUAAAUUUCUUCAUGAAGUUUACUAUAGACUUGGUUCUGUAGAAGUUGCUGAUCAACUUGAAGUAACAGAAUAUUUGCGGGAUUCAUUGCAUUUCGUGGACAAACAACGAGUUGCUGUUUGGGGUUGGAGUUAUGGUGGUUUUGUAGCUGCUCUUGCGCUGGCGCACCCUGAGCAAGAUGUCUUUGAAUGUGGUAUAAGUGUAGCACCUGUUGUUUCAUGGAAACUCUAUGAUUCAGCAUAUGCUGAAAGAUAUAUGGGUUUGCCAGAUGUUGUAUCCAAUUACAAGGGAUAUGCUGAAUCAGAUGUGUAUGAUAAAGUGGAACAUUUGCGAAAUAAAAUGUUUUAUUUAAUGCAUGGCACUGCUGAUGAUAACGUCCAAUUUCAACAAUCUAUGGCACUUGCGCGUCAUCUUGCGAAAAAAGGCAUACUUUUCCGACAACAGGUGUAUCCAGAUGUGAGUCAUACAUUAGCAGGAGUCAAAGGUCACCUUUACUUAUCAAUGGCUCAAUUUUUGGAUGAAUGUUUCCAGAAACAAGCACCUACUGAUACAAAAGCUGGUCUCAUCAGUGGUGGAUCUAGUCUGUAA
Eufriesea mexicana is the source of this 2904-nucleotide messenger RNA. It is a transcript of the gene Dpp10, whose product is annotated as Dipeptidyl peptidase 10. Gene Ontology annotation, biological process: proteolysis. The record is from RefSeq and is a predicted model, not a curated record. Lineage: Eukaryota; Metazoa; Arthropoda; Insecta; Hymenoptera; Apidae. Gene Ontology annotation, molecular function: serine-type peptidase activity; dipeptidyl-peptidase activity. Gene Ontology annotation, cellular component: plasma membrane.